Messenger RNA from Scleropages formosus (Asian bonytongue), 1920 nucleotides. RefSeq names its product vang-like protein 1. The transcript is spliced from 9 exons. The record is from RefSeq and is a predicted model, not a curated record. NCBI's taxonomy places the organism in Eukaryota, Metazoa, Chordata, Actinopteri, Osteoglossiformes, Osteoglossidae. Gene Ontology annotation, cellular component: membrane. Bases 308 to 1873 code for a protein of 521 amino acids. Gene Ontology annotation, biological process: multicellular organism development.
GCAGCAGCGGCUCCUGCGGCUCCUUAUCCGGGUUCGUGCGCAGCACGAGCGCCUUCCUGCACCAGCCAGGCACGGGCGUGGAGAUGAGUCCCCGGUAGAAGGUUGAUGUUUCAUCCAAGGGGGCCGCCAGGGUUGCUUUCGAGAUAGACCCCUGAGACGGCACGAGGGCUCCACCCCUCUCCUGAAACUCUCUCCGCCCACUGCUGUACAGCUCCACCCCCAAACGCCUGUUGAAUCAGACCCAGUGCUCAGCUCUACUGCCUCCAUAGGCCCCUCAGCCAAUCUGCUGGGGCAAGACAGCGUCGCCAUGGACACAGAGUCAACGUACUCUGGGUACUCCUAUUAUUCCGGGCGGUCCAGGGGCUCCCACAGGCAUGGGGAGCGCAGCCGCGACCGCCACAAGUCCCGCAGCAAAGACAGCCGCUCCGAAAAGUCGGUGACUAUCAACGCCCCUCCCGCUGAGCCGCUGCUGGGGGAGCAGUCCACCCGUGGAGAAGAGGUCCAGGAUGACAACUGGGGCGAAACCACGACGGCGGUCACAGGCACGUCGGAACACAGCCUCUCACAGGAGGACAUUGUGCGCAUCACCAAGGACAUGGAGGCCAGCGUGGGCCUGGACUGCCGUCGCUAUGUGGGCCUCGUUUUGUCAGCAGCACUGGGCCUGCUGGUGCUGCUCACGCCUGUGGCCUUCCUGGCCCUGCCCCACGCGCUCUGGCGCCCGCAGGACUGCCACACACCCUGCCAGGGCCUGCUCAUCUCCCUGGCCUUCAAGCUGCUGGUGCUGCUGCUGGCCGUGUGGGCGCUGUUCCUCCGCCCGCUGCGUGCCCGCAUGCCCCGCAUCUUUGUCUUCCGUGCCCUGCUCAUGCUGCUUGUGCUGCUCGUAGUCGUGUCCUACUGGCUCUUCUAUGGGGUUCGGAUCCUGCAGUCUCAGGACGAGAACUAUCAGGGCAUCGUGCAGUACGCCGUGUCGCUGGUGGACACCCUGCUCUUCAUCCACUACCUGGCCAUCGUGCUGCUGGAGCUGCGGCACCUUCAGGUCAUCUACUCCGUGCGGGUCACACGCUCCACCGAUGGGGAGACGCGCCACUACAGCUUGGGCCAGCUCAGCAUUCAGCGGGCUGCCCUGGUCAUCCUGGAGAACUACUACAGGGAUUUCCCUGUCCACAAUCCUGCCCUGCUGACUGCGGCCAAGUCGCGUGCCACCAAGCACAUGGCCGGCCUCAAGGUCUACAACGUGGACGGCCCGGCAAACAACAGCACCCCUAGUCAGUCUCGAGCUAUGAUUGCAGCGGCCGCCCGGCGGCGGGAUACCAGUCACAAUGAGUUGUACUACGAGGAGGCGGACCACGAGCGUCGCGUGAGGAAGCGGAGGGCCAGGUUGGUGGUGGCUGUCGAGGAGGCGUUCACCCACAUCAAGCGCAUGCAGGAGGAGGACCAGAAGAAGCCCCCCAGCGAGGUGAUGGACCCGCGAGAGGCUGCCCAGGCCAUCUUCCCCUCCAUGGCCCGAGCGCUGCAGAAGUACCUCCGCACCACUAGGCAACAGCACUGCCACACCAUGGAGAGCAUUCAGCAGCACCUGGCCUUCUGCAUCACCAACAACAUGACGCCUAAGGCCUUUCUGGAAAGCUACCUGACUCCCGGACCCACGCUGCAGUACGGCCGCGAUCGCUGGCUGGCCAGACACUGGACGCUGGUCAGCGAAGACUCGGUGACAAGUGGCUUGAAGGACGGCUCCGUCUUCCUGCUCAAGUGCAUAGACUUCAGCCUGGUGGUCACUGCCACUAAGAUCCCUUUUAUAAAGCUCUCUGAGGAGUUCAUCGACCCCAAGUCACACAAAUUCGUCCUUCGGUUGCAGUCAGAAACGUCCGUGUAGGAAUGUGUUCUUUUUAAUUUUUUUUUCUACUUUCCUCCUCCACUUUG